UUAAAAAUCUUAUUAUUUCUCUGUGGAAUGGAAUGGAUCAUUUUCAUUUGGAUCAAGCAAAAUCCGUAAAACUUAAAAUUAUAAUAUUUUAUUUUAUUUUUAGUUUGACAAGUGCAUCAUGUGGUUUACAGUGUCCAUGUAACACAUUUUAAUGACUUGGUGCUAUUCUAGUGGGAACAAAUCAUUGUUUAUUGGAUAACGAUAGGAACACUUUCAACAUGAGCUUUUUAUUGUAAGUAACGUCAGUGGAAGUCGUUCCAACAAAACAUUUAAACCUAAGAAGAAUAUACCAGAAGGCACACAUCAGUAUGACUUGAUGCGACAUGCAGCCGCCACGCUGGGCUCCGGGAACCUUCGGCUCGCGGUGAUGUUACCUGAAGGGGAGGACCUCAAUGAGUGGGUUGCCGUUAACACCGUGGACUUCUUCAACCAGAUCAACAUGCUGUACGGUACCAUCACGGAGUUCUGCACGGAGGAGUCGUGCGCCGUGAUGUCGGCGGGGCCCAAGUACGAGUACCACUGGGCAGACGGGCACACCGUCAAGAAGCCCAUCAAGUGCUCCGCGCCCAAGUACAUCGACUACCUCAUGACGUGGGCGCAGGACCAGCUCGACGACGAAACUCUAUUCCCCUCUAAAAUAGGCGUGCCGUUCCCCAAGAACUUCCUGCCGAUGGCCAAGACGAUCCUGAAGCGUCUGUUCCGCGUGUACGCGCACAUCUACCACCAGCACUUCCCCGAGGUGGUGCAGCUCGGCGAGGAGGCGCACCUCAACACUUCCUUCAAACACUUCAUCUUCUUCGUGCAGGAGUUCAACCUCAUCGAGCGGCGAGAGCUGGCGCCGCUGCAGGAACUGAUCGAGAAACUCACGGCCAAGGAGGCGCGAUGAGGGGCGCGGGCCGGGGGCGCGGGCGGCGGCGGGGGCGCGGGGCGGGGUCUGCUUCCUCGAUCGAAGCUAAUCUCGAAUUGUCGACACUAAGAUUAUUUGCUAAUUCUGUAUAGUGAGCACUGUUUCGUUAGCACGUCGGCGCCGCGGCGUACUGCUAGUGCUAGGGAACUGUUUGUGAUAUGAGACUCGGCCGUCGGCGGCCGGCCGGUGCUGGGCGGGACGGGCCUGGCAGUAGGUACACAGAUAAGGCCUUCCUAUACAAUAAGGUUUAUAUUUAGAUACAAACUUUGUACUUUAGUUUUGAUACAUAAAGUAUAAUGAUGGUAUAUUUAAGGAAACACUUGUGAAAUGUUUGCUACACAUAUAACGAUACGUCACAGCGCUUUCAUUUGGCACCAGCGAUGAUGCGAGUGCCCCGGGUGCCUGUCGGGUGUAUGGUUGUAGAGCCGCGGACUGCUGUGCGAUAUCUUAAGUUAUUUAUUCGUUUCAGUGGCAAAACUACUGUAUUUAUUCAAUUGGAUCUUGUUUUCGUGCGCACGACUCUAACAUUGAUCAUUUAAUGAAUGCUAAUAUAAUCUCCAGUAGUGUGAAAUAAGAGUUAGAUAUAUUUUGUGCAUUUAAUGAUUUAAUUUCGUGUUCACAUCGAUCUAUUGUGACUGACAAGUGUAAUGUAUUUUAUUUAAAUUAGACAAAUUCCGAAUAAAACGAAAGUUUUUAUAAU
Messenger RNA from Spodoptera frugiperda (fall armyworm), 1607 nucleotides. RefSeq names its product MOB kinase activator-like 1 (gene mats). The record is from RefSeq and is a predicted model, not a curated record. Bases 317 to 886 code for a protein of 189 amino acids. Lineage: Eukaryota; Metazoa; Arthropoda; Insecta; Lepidoptera; Noctuidae. Gene Ontology annotation, cellular component: cytoplasm; nucleus. Gene Ontology annotation, molecular function: protein kinase activator activity. The transcript has 5 exons. Gene Ontology annotation, biological process: positive regulation of protein phosphorylation; hippo signaling.